This is a messenger RNA of Closterium sp. Naga37s-1, 2370 nucleotides long. The record is from the annotation of a GenBank genome assembly. Lineage: Eukaryota; Viridiplantae; Streptophyta; Zygnematophyceae; Desmidiales; Closteriaceae.
AUGACGCCACGUGGCAUGCCGUCGCCGUCGCCGCGUGGCGGGUAUGCCAGGGGGGGUGGCGGGAGAGGGUCGGCUAGUCGGCGGAGACGGGAGUCAGGGGACGGGAGCAUGGACAUGGGCGGGCAGGAGAGCGGGUACAGCUCGUCGCGGAGUGCGUCGAGACGAGGACCCAUGGACGAGGACGAGCGCUUUUCCCGAACCAGCAGCUUCGGCCAAGCCUCGGUCAGUUCGGCCCAUUCCGAACGCAUGCUCGACGACGAGCGGCGGCCGGGCGGGGCGCGCCCCUCCGUCUCGCGCACAUCCUCCUCCUCCUCCUCCGUCUCCGCCAUGUCCGCCAUGUCCGCGGCUUCCGCGCGCGAUCCGCGCAGUCCCGCGCCCUCGCGCUCGAAACUCGGCGCGGGCGGAAGCGGAAGUGCGAGCGGGGGGGAGGAACAGGUGCAGUAUUUCCGCGCGAAGACAAUCGCGGCGGUGGGGCGCGGGGCGGACAAUCGGACGAUCUCGGGGAAGGAUGUUCCGCGGCAGCGACUGCCCAUGCUUCCGCCGCCCGGAGCUCCGCAAGUCGUGCAGUGUCAGUGGUGCUUCCAAACCCUAGCCGUGCCAAUAAACCUGCCCCCGCCGAAGAAGGGCCAGCAGAAGCUGCGGUGCGGCAAGUGCCUCAAGGUGUCGCGCUACGCGGUCUUCCUUCCGCCCACGGCGGAAGAGGACGAAGAGGCGGAAGAUCAGCCGCCGCCGCAGCCGCCGCCACAGCAGCAGCAGCAGCGGCAACGGCGGCAGCAGCAGCCGCAGGGGGAGGAGGCGGAAGUGGCGGAAGAGGAGGAGGAGGAGCAACAGGCGCUCUCCGCGCGCGGAAGGUCCGCGUCAACGGGGACUUUCAGAACGCGGAGUUUCCAGGGCAAUGCGCAGCAGCAGGCGGGGGCGAUGGGCGCAGGGCGCGGAAGCAGCAGCGCCAGCAGGGGCGCGGGGAAUAUGUCAGAGGACGACUCAGGGGCGGGGAUGCGGGGGCCCGGGGGCAGGCGGAGCGUGAGCGGGGCAGCGCGCGGAGGGGCGGGCGGAGGAGGCGGGGGAGGGGAGAGUGACGCGGGGAACGAGUAUGGGGAGCAGGGGGGAGGGGGAAUGCCCUUUCCGCCCCCGCCAUCAGGCAGACACCGCAGGUCAGAGUCGAGCGGAAUGGGUGGCGGAGGCGGAUGGGAGGAUGGCGGGGGGGAGAACGGGCCAGGGGGGCCUAUGGGGGGCGGAAGGGCUGGUAGAAGGGGGAACGGAAGUCGAGGCGGGGACGAGGAGUAUUAUCAGCAACAGCAGCAGCAGCAGCAGCAGCAGAUGAUGCAGCAGCAGCAGCAGCAGCAGCAGCAGUAUCAGUAUGGGCCAGGGAGUGCGCGGGGGGAUGGGCGUUCCCCCUUGGGGAGGCAGCACUCGGGCGGAUUCAAUCCCGCCUCCCCCUCCCCCAGAGGCCGCGGCCGGGGCGGGCAGCAGUUCGGGCAGCAGCAGCAGUACGGGCAGCAGUACGGGCAGAUGCAGCAGCAAGGGAUGGAUCCCGCGGAUGGUGCGCCCAGCCCCAGACCCAUGGGGGGAGGGCGUGGGGGGAUGGGCGGCGGAGGCAUGGGCGGAGGGGCUAUGGGGCCAGGGAGCAUGGCGGGGAGAGGCGUGGGUAGCCCGAGAGUAGCUGGGAGAGGGGGAAUGGCGCGGGGGGACAUGGGGCCGGGGAGGGGCGGAGGCGGAGGGGGAGGUGGGCCCCCAGGGAGGGGAGGGAUGGGGAUGAUGGGGCAGGGAGCGCAAAUGGGGCGAGGACGAGGGGGAAUGGUGGGAGGGAGGAGAGGUGUGGAAGAGGAGGAGGAGGAAGAAGAAGAAGAGGAGGAAGAGGAAGAGGAGGAAGAAGAGGAGGAAGAGGAGGAAGAGGAAGAGGAGGAAGAGGAGGAGAGAGUAGGGAGCGGGCAGGAGUAUCGGAGGAGAGUGGUGGUGAACAGUGUGCCAAUCCCGGAUCGCCAGGUGGCAGAAGCUGAGAGGCUAGCUGGCCCCAUCAAUCCGGGCACCUAUUGGUACGACGUGGACGCUGGGUUCUGGGGAGUGGUGGGUGGGCCGUGCCUCGGCAUUAUCCCUGCGGGCAUAGAGCAGCUCGCCCUGGGACCACUGCAACGACAAGCAUCAGGGGGCCGCACGCGCGUGGUGGUGAACGGCAGAGAGCUGCACCGGCGGGACCUGGAUAUCCUCAUGCAGCGCGGGCUGGGGGAUGAACCGGGAGUGGCAUACCUGCUGGACAUCGAUGGCAAUUUGGUGGACGCUGCUACAGGAGAGGACCUUCCGCCUGGGCUUGGGAAACUCGCCCCCUCGCUGGAGGUCAAAGGGAGAGGGGCGGGCAUGUAUGUCCCCAAGUGA